Molecule: messenger RNA, 1580 nt
Organism: Trichosurus vulpecula (common brushtail)
Lineage: Eukaryota; Metazoa; Chordata; Mammalia; Diprotodontia; Phalangeridae
Gene: CA9
Product: carbonic anhydrase 9
Exons: 11
Coding region: 80-1465 (461 amino acids)
Cellular component (GO): plasma membrane
Molecular function (GO): zinc ion binding; carbonate dehydratase activity
Source: RefSeq, a predicted model, not a curated record
CACACAGCUCUGCCUCUGCUAGCACGUACAGACCGUAGGCACCACCACCAGGGUAUUCAGCUCCCAGUCUGCAAGCAGCAUGGCUCCCCCUUUCCCAGGCUGGUUUUCCCUCUUGUUCCCAGCCAGGGCCCCCAUCUCUCUGCUGUUGCUCCUCCUGUUUCUGGUCCCCUCCCACCCUUACAGCAUGUUGGGAAGUGAGAGGGAUUCAUCUGAAGAGGAAGGAGAUCCCCCUGGGGCAGCGGAUAUACACCAAGAGGAGAAGCCACCUGGAGAAGAGGAGCUUUCCAGUGAGGAAGAUUCACCUGGACCGGGUGAGCCAUCCAAGGAAGAGGAUACACCCAGGGAGGAGGUCCCACUCAGGGAAGAGGAUCCGCCCAGAAAGGAGGAUCCACCCAUUGUGGAGGAUUCUCCAGUCCCUGAAGAUAAUCUUGGUACCCACAAGAACAUCCCAGAAAAGAAAGGUGAUGACCAUCAACACUGGGGCUAUGGAGGCGGCCCCCUCUGGCCCCGGGUCUCCCGAGCCUGCGGGGGACACCUUCAAUCGCCAGUGGACAUCCGGCCGGAAUCCACUCAUUUCAGGCGUGACCUGGUGCCUCCCCAGCUCCACGGCUACUCCCUCUCCUCGGAUCAGUCUCUAAAGCUGCAGAACAACGGCCACACAGUGCAGCUAAUACUGCCCCCGGGACUGUGGAUGACAUUGGGCGAGGGGACAGAGUACCGGGCCCUGCAGCUACAUCUACACUGGGGGGCACCGGGGGUGCCUGGCUCAGAGCACACCGUCGGUGGUCACCGGUUUCCAGCUGAGAUUCAUGUAGUUCAUCUCAACACCCGAUUUGACACGUUCAGAGAAGCCUUGGGGCAGCCUGGGGGCCUAGCUGUGCUGGCUGCCUUCCUUCAGGAGGGCCCAGAGGAGAAUGAUGCCUAUGAACAGCUACUGUCACGUCUUGGGACAAUCGAUGAGGAAGAUUCAGAGACCUGGGUCCCGGGGCUAGAUGUGUCUGCGCUCCUGCCUCAAAACCUCCACCGAUAUUUCCGCUAUAAAGGGUCUCUGACUACACCCCCCUGCUCCCAGGGGGUCAUCUGGACAGUGUUCAACCAGACCGUGUUUCUGAGUGCUGAGCAGCUCCAGAUUCUGUCUGGAUCCCUUCGGGGCCCUAUGGGUUCCCGGCUCCAACGAAACUUCCGGUUAACCCAGCCUCUGAAUGGGCGAAUGAUUGAGGCCUCCUUCCCUACUUCCACCUUUGCCAGCAGCGCGCCGCCAAACUCUAGGGCCCCAGCUGCUGAGCCAGUGCAUAAGAGCUCCUGCCUGAGUGUUGGUGACGUCCUGGCCCUGGUCUUUGGACUUCUCUUUGCUGUCACAAGUGUGGCCUUCCUUCUAUACGUGAAACAUCAAAAGAGGCCAAGGAGUGUUGCCAAAGAGAAUAUCAUCUACCACCCUACAGAGAUUACGGAGACAGCCACCUAGCCAGGGCUGAAGAUUGAGAGAUUGAUCCCAGAGUCCCAAAGAACUGGGGAUGGGGAUGAGCUCUUCCCCAGCAAUCCCCCUAUAUUUUUUUAAAUAAACACUUCUAACAAAAUGU